UCAAAAACAAACAAACAAAAAAUUGUAGCAGUGAUGGGAGAAACGAAUCUUUUCGAAGAUUCGAAUCAAUUGAAUCAAUGAUUCACUGCUGUUUCGAAGCGCUCUGCUGUGUGUAAAAAAAAGUGUGCAAAUGCAACAAACACUCAGGCUAAAACAUGCAUAAAAACAGCUUUUAAAAGCCCAUUGCAAAUGUUUUAUUGAAAGCAUAAUACAUUAAAUGCAAUAAAAAUAAUAAUAAAAUACCAUUAAAUAUGAAGUGUCUGUGUAAUAUGUGGUUUUUAAAAUAUUUUAUAUUGAUAUGCAAGGCUUGCUUUGUUUGUUCAGCUUCUAUAUAGAGGCCAGUAAGAGACUAUUAACUACUCCUCAUCCUUUUAAUUACACAAAUGUCUCGUUGGAUCAAACUGAUCUGAGAUCCGAGACGCUGCAGUGGUUCGCCGCUGGGGGAGAUCUCCAUGAACUCGCGUGAUUCACGGGUUUAAAGAGAUUAUUCAACAGCAAAACAUUCAGAUUUCGAAACGCUUCGAAACAGUGAUGAUGUAACGAGGCCUCGUUUACUGAGAUCACGUGACUUUGGGAGUUUGAUAAGCGCUCUGAACCAUAGACUCUAAAUAACACUGUAGAUACAUAACGCAUUAAGCUGAUGGCGUUUCAUCUGAAGUGGGCGUGUCUUGUCUUGGCCUGUCUCCCGGGGGCGUGGCGGAUCGAUCGCGUCGCGUCGAAUGUCUAGGAGAGAUGAUGAGCUCCGCGUCGGGUUUCGGUAAAGCGUUGGUCAUCAUCACCGGAGCGUCGAAGGGCUUCGGCCGGGCUCUGGCUCUGUCCAUCGCGCCGCGUCUGGCGGCGGGCUCCGCGCUGAUCCUCGCGGCGCGAUCUGAUGACCUGCUGCAGCAGCUGAAGGCGGAUCUGAGCCGCGCUCACCCCGCGCUGACGCUCCGCUGCGCCGCCGCUGAUCUGAGCUGCCAGGCGGGCGUCGAGAGCGUCAUCGCCGCGAUCACACACAGCGACCCGGACAUCGAGCAUCUGCUGCUCUUCAAUAACGCAGCGUCUCUGGGCGAUGUGUCGCGGUUCUGUGGUGACUUCACGGAUGUGGAUGAGGUGAACUCGUACCUGUCUCUGAACGUGAGCUCUGCUCUCUGUGUGACGGCGGGGGUUCUGCGUGCGGUCCCGCGGCGCUCCGGCCUGACGCGCGUGGUCGUGAACAUCAGCUCGCUGUGUGCGCUCCGGCCCUUCCCGUCCUGGGUCCUGUACUGCAGCGGGAAGGCGGCCCGGGACAUGAUGUUCCGCGUGCUGGCGGAGGAAGAACCCGAGCUCCGAGUCCUGAACUACGCACCAGGGCCUCUGGACACAGACAUGCAGCGGCAGGCGAGGAGCAGCUCUGCAGACGACGCUCUGAGAAGCUCCUUCAGUGUCAUGCAUGCUCAGGGUCAGCUGCUCACCUGUGACCAGUCCAUCAGCAAACUCAUGCAGGUCCUGCUGGAGGACAAAUACACCUCUGGAGCUCAUCUGGACUUCUAUGAUUUAUAGAGUUCGUGCCUUAAACUACUGCUCAUUCUCUCUGUUCAUCACCGCGCGCUUGAUUGAGAUCAUUAAUGAUCUGUAACGUCUGUCUGAUGUGUUCUUGUGUCGUCACGAUACUGGAAAACCUGAAAAAUGUGACCCUGGACCACAAAACCAGUCAUAAGGUCAUCUGAAAGCUGAAUAAAUAAUCUUUCCAUUGAUGUAUGGUUUGUUAUGAUAGAACAAUAUUUGGCAACUAUUUGAAAAUCUGGAAUCUGAGGGAGCAAAAAAAUCUAAAUAUUGAGAAAAUCACCUUUAAAGUUGUCCAAAUGAAGUUCUUAGCAAUGCAUAUUACUAAUCAAAAAUGAAGUUUUGAUAUAUUUACAGUAGGACAUUUACAAAAUAUCUUCAUGGAACAUGAUCUUUACUUAAUAUCCUAAUGAUUUUUGGCAUAAAAGAAAAAUGGAUAAUUGUGCUCCAGGGUCUGCUGGUAUUGCUGUAUUGAAACUUUCUAAUAUUUCAGCAUCAAAAAUGUGACAUUUUGACAACGCUGUGUUCAUUAGAGUGAUGAUCCUGUGAGAAUUGUGCCUUAAUCAUCAGACGUAUUUCUGGACCAAACGAACGCGCUCUGUUUGUGAUUGUUUGCCACAUGUUUCUUCAGUAUGUCCUCAAACUCAUGUUUGUUUACUAAAGAUAUCUUUCUAUUUUUCAUGUCAUAAAUACACAAAAGACUUCCAUAUAUAAAUCUGUUACUUAUGUUAUCUA
Molecule: messenger RNA, 2259 nt
Organism: Onychostoma macrolepis
Lineage: Eukaryota; Metazoa; Chordata; Actinopteri; Cypriniformes; Cyprinidae
Gene: spra
Product: sepiapterin reductase a
Exons: 3
Coding region: 733-1521 (262 amino acids)
Biological process (GO): tetrahydrobiopterin biosynthetic process
Molecular function (GO): sepiapterin reductase (NADP+) activity
Source: RefSeq, a predicted model, not a curated record